AUGAGGAAACUGUGCCCAAAUUUCGACAAGGAAAAUGGGCUUGACAUCGUCCUGGAGGUUCCUAUUCCGGAGGAGAUGUUCACAAGCAUGGGAAGUAAUGGGGCUUCGAGAUGGGCAAAUAUGCGUGCUAUGAUGUGUGCUCAAUCUGCAGAUAAAUCAUCGCAUCUCCAAGCUAAAUCUAACAAUGAGUUUAUUGCAUUGCUCAAGCUUGUUGGUUCUCCACUUAUCCCUCUUCAAGUCCACCCGGAUCAGCCUGUCACUCGCCCCUUCAGAGAUUGUUCUAUUGAAGCUUCUACUGCGCAAUAUAUAGUGCAGCAAUAUGUAGCAGCAACAGGAGGAUCAGUGACGCUAAAUUCAGUGACCAGCAUGUAUGCGGUAGGACAGGUUAAGAUGGCUGCGUCAGAUAUGCACGAGGAUGACGAUAAUGUGCACGCGGGGGGCGAUUCUGAGUCUGGUGGGUUUGUGAUUUGGCAGAAAAACCCUGAUCUUUGGUACUUUGAACUAGUUGUUGCCGGUUACAAGGUUAGUGCAGGUAGUGAUGGUAAGGUUGCGUGGAACCAGUCCUCUUCCCAACCUAGUCAUGCCAAUAGAGGCCCACCAAGACCCUUGAGACGUUUCUUCCAGGGAUUGGACCCCAGGUGCACAGCCAACUUGUUCUUAGAGGCAGUCUGCACUGGAGAGAAGAAUGUGAAUGAUGAAGAUUGUUUUGAGCUGAAGGUGGAGACUGAUGCAAACAUACUCAAAACUCAAUCUUCACCUACCACUGAAAUCCUUCACCAUACAACAUGGGGCUACUUCAGCCAAAGAACGGGGCUGCUCGUCAAAUUCGAAGACACAAAGCUGGUGAAGAUGAAGCCUAUAAAAGGGAAUAAUAGUGUGUUAUGGAAAACAAGUAUGGAGUCAGUGAUUGAGGAUUAUAGAUAUAUUGAAGGCAUCAAUAUAGCACACAGUGGAAAGACCAGUACAACAUUACACAGACACGGAGCCUCGCUUAACCAUAAGCGGAAGAUUGAAGAAACAUGGAGAAUUGAAGAAGUUGAUUUUAAUAUUUGUGGGUUGUCAAUGGAUUGCUUUCUACCUCCUGCUGAUCUCAAGAGAGAUCAGCAAGAAGGCGGAGAGCAGCAACGAUAGAGCUAUUUCUUCUUCUUCUUUUUUAUUUUUAUUUUUAUUUUUCUGUUAG
Molecule: messenger RNA, 1180 nt
Organism: Manihot esculenta (cassava)
Lineage: Eukaryota; Viridiplantae; Streptophyta; Magnoliopsida; Malpighiales; Euphorbiaceae
Exons: 3
Coding region: 1-1131 (376 amino acids)
Source: RefSeq, a predicted model, not a curated record